GAGCAGAUCAGAAGCCAGGCCUCCCAGGGCCCGGCCCGGUGCUUGGGUCAGCCCGCCUGCCUAGCUCCCCCCCGGCAGGGUGCUUUCACUGGCCUUGGGUGGUUUGCCCCUUGACUCGGGAGUGGCUGUGCAGUGGCAUCCGCGUACAUUACCUUGGAGUUGCAGCCAGGCUCCUGUGUUUUGCACUCACCACUGCACAAGGCUGAAUCCGUGCCAGAGAGCAGCUGAGACCUGGACAAGGUCAGGAUAGAGUAUCGACCAUCCUUAAACUAUGGAAGAGAGCAACCAGGCAUGACAGGUCUUUACCUCCCACUUCUUGAGGAGCAGCCAUGUUGGAAGGGUUGGUAGCCUGGGUCCUCAACAACUACCUUGGCAAAUAUGUCAGUAACCUGAACACAGACCAGCUCUCUGUAGCACUGCUCAAAGGGGCAGUCGAGUUGGAAAACUUACCAUUAAAGAAAGAUGCCUUGAAGGAAUUGUUGCCGUUUGAAGUCAGAGCUGGCUUCAUUGGCAAGAUAACACUGCAGAUACCGUUCUAUCGUCCCCACAUUGAUCCCUGGGUGAUCUCUGUGUCAAAAUUGCACCUUAUUGGCUCACCGGGAAAGCAAGAGGAUUUUGAUGAAGAAAGGGAGAGCCUCUUGGAAAGAGAAAGCAAGAAAGCAAUUUUGUUAGCAUUGGAACAAAAAUGGAAAAAAGAACGGGAACAGGUCGCAGAGUCCUACUGGUAUUCAGUGACCGCUUCCGUUGUGGCAAGGAUUGUCGAGAACAUCGAAUUAAAUAUUCAGGAUGUCCACCUGAGGUUCGAAGAUGGCAUCACGAACCCUUCGCAGCCGUUUGCCUUCGGAGUCUGCAUAAAAAAUGUAUCUGUGCAAAAUGCGGUCAAUGAGCCGGUGGAGGAGCUGAUGAAGAAAAAGCAGCUGGAUAUCUCUGACUUCAGCAUCUACUGGGACACCGACUGUGCUUUACUGGGAGACUUGCCACCUGGGGAGCUGCAGGAAGCCAUGGACAGGAGCAUGGAGAGCCGUGAGCACGACUACAUCAUGGAGCCCGUGCGCACCUCGGCCCUUCUCAAGAGGAACUGCUCCAAGGAGCCCUUAAGAUCGCGCAACUCUCCCCGGCUUGAGUUUGAUAUCCAACUCGAGACCAUUCCACUGAAACUUUCCCAGACUCAGUACCGGCAGAUCAUGGACUUCUUGAAGGAGCUGGAACGGAAGGAGCGGCAGGUCAAGUUCAGAAGGUGGAAGCCGAAGGUCACGGUCACUGCUAACUGCCGAGAAUGGUGGCGUUUUGCUCUGAAUGCCCACAUUUCAGAGAUCAGAGAGAAGAGGGGGCGUUCAUCCUGGGAGUUUGUGUUGCAUCGGGCCCGAGAUGCUGUAUCGUACACAGACAUUUAUUACAAGAAGCUGAGAGAAGUGCCACUGUCUGAGGAGGAGCAGAGAGAGAUGGAGCGCAUUGAGGAUGAACAAACAGUCGAGGAGCUGAAAAUCUUGCGCGAGGUUGUUUUCAACAGAUUUUGGGAACUGGCUGAGAGCAUUAAGGAGCCCUUAUCGGAUGCUUUGGCGGGAAUGUCGGAAGCUGAACCGGAGUCCCACAGCAGCACCGGGAUGCUGCAGUACCUCCAGUCCUGGUUCCCGGGGUGGGGCGGCUGGUACGGCGAGUCUAAGGAAGCCCUGGAGAAGGACACGUUUGAAGGGCUGCUUUCGGAAGCACCCGAGCAGUGGAGGCCAGAAGACGUCACUGGUGCCGACGAACUGUUUGACCCGGCAGCCGAUGUCUCCGACAUAAAUACCUUCACCAAGAGGGAUCACGUCUUUGCCAAGUUAAAUCUCCGGUUGCAGGGUGGCUCCGUCACCUUGCUGCAUGCAGAAAAGCGGGCCCUGUGGGCCCCUGGGAGGGCUUUCAUGCAGCUGGAAUUUUCAGGAGUGACCAUCUUGGCCGAAACGCUUCCUCGCAGGAAUUCCUCCCUGUUCAAGGUUCAGCUUGGCAGCCUGUUCCUACGCGAUUUAGCAACCGAAGGAACCAUCUUUCCUGUCCUUGUCUUCCCCAACCCACAAAAAGAAGUGGGCUGCGCAUCAUCCAUUGGUCUCCAGACAUCUUCUGACACGAGUAACCAAAGUUCCGGUCCGGCUGUCCCAGUGUUUGAGAUGCUGUACGAGCAAAACCCAGUUCGCAGCAGUUUUGAACGACGCCUGGAAGUCCGCACUCAACCCCUGAAUAUUAUUUACAACCCACAAGCCAUUAAGAAAGUCGCCGAUUUUUUCUACAAAGGAAGGGUUCAUACUUCAGGUUUCGGGUGUCAGUCGGCGCUGGAGCUGAGAGUGGCCGAAGCUGCUAGAAGACAGUACAACAAGCUCAAAAUGCAGACCAAAGCUGAGAUCAGGCAAACCAUUGAUCGCUUGCUCGUAGGGGAGUUCAUUGAAGACAGUAAGCGUUGGACAGUGUGCCUUGAUAUAUUUGCCCCUCAGGUGAUCUUUCCCGAUGACUUCAAAUCUGCCGACCCAAUUUUGGUAGUGAUUGAUUUGGGAAGAAUGUUACUUACCAAUUCUCAAGCAGAGGAUAAAGUGAAGGGUUCUGGGGGUCCAUCAUCGGAGCUGAGUGACCUGAGUGAUGAUGAAUACAAAACCCCUCUUGCGACGCCCCCUAGCAGCCCCCCACCCGAAGCCAGUGCGACCGACGGGGACAAAACACUUGCAUUUACAGAGGUGGAAAUUAGUGAAGAGCAGUUGCAGGCACACCUGAUGAGCAGAAAGAUGUACGACACGUACAGUUUGUCAUUCAUGGACCUCCAGAUCAUGGUUGGGCGAGUGAAAGACAACUGGAAAUACGCCCAAGACAUUGACGUGGGCCCGACCCACGUGGUGGAGAAAUUCAAUGUUCAUUUACAGCUGGAGCGCAGGUUGAUCUACACCUCUGAUCCCAAGUACCCCGGUGCUGCCUUGUCUGGGAAUUUGCCUGACUUGAAAAUACAUAUCAAUGAGGAUAAAGUAAUAGCACUGAAAAAUUGCUUUGGAAGACUAAGCACAUCUGAGACUGAAAUUCCAGGCACUUCGCAGAUGGGGAAAGAGGCCAGUUCUGCAGAUCUUGAUCAGCACGGGAGUUUGCAUAGUUCUGUGAUGAAUUUGACACAGAGUGUUAUGACGGUGGAGCAGCACACCAAGGAAGUCCUCGUGGAAUCGCAGCUGCUUCUCGCCGAGUUCCAAGUUAACUGCAUGCAGCUCGGCGUUGAAAGCAACGGCCGGUACAUCGCCGUUCUCAAGGUGUUCGGCACCAACGCCCAUUUUGUGAAAAGGCCGUACGACGCCGAAGUCUCCCUCACCGUUCACGGCUUGCUGCUGGUCGACACCAUGCAGACCUACGGCUCCGACUUCGACCUCUUGAUGGCCUCACACAAGAAUCUCAGCUUUGAUGUUCCUACAGGAAGCCUGCGGGACAGUCGGUUUCAGCCGCCUGUCGCCGAGCCGAGUGCAGCCCGUGCUUUCGAUGGGAUGCCUUUGUCCAGGGAGUGCACUGCAGCAUCAAAAGGCAUCUCGCCUCCAAACGACGAAACCUUAAUUAAAUUGGAAUACCAGUUUGUGAGUGCCGAAUGCCCGUCGAUGAGCUUGGAUAGCACUCUCCAGGUAAUCUCGGUUCAGAUGAACAACCUGGACAUCAUUCUCAACCCAGAAACAAUGGUUGAGCUGAUUGGCUUCCUCCAGAAGUCCUUUCCGAAGGGGAAAGACAGUUCCAGCCCUCAGCCCCUCAUGGCCGAGUCUGAAAGGAGUUUCUACGAGCAGGAAAGCUUCCAGUCCACCUAUGCCCAAAGUACAGAAGUAGCGGUGGAUAUUCGCUGGCUGAACAUACUGCUCCUCAGGACAGUUACAACAAUCAACGGAGACAAAGUGGGCCGAAAAAUCGCAACCGCAAGCAUCGGGGGCACCAAGAUGAACGUCUCCAUGGGCAGCAGGCUGGAGAUGAACGGCUCUCUUGGCUGCCUGCACCUCAUGGACCUAACGCAGGACAGCAUUAAGAACCCAUACGUCGUCAGCAUUGGAAACCCAGUAAGGUACGAGCACCUGCUUUGCGACGCGAGCGACUCCAAGCCAGCCUUUCUCCAGCCUGACAGCGCGGGUAGCCUCCCGGAUGCUCUAAGCUUCUCCUUUACGAAGCAGUCAGAGAAGGAGUGCUCCCUCCACCUCAGGAUGGCGUCCUUGCACUACAACCACUCGGCGAAGUUCCUGAAAGAGAUCGCCUUGUCCCUGGACGAACUGGAGGAGAACUUCCGCGGCAUGCUGAAGAGCGCAGCCACCAAAGUGACCUUUGUCUUGGCCACCAAGACUGCCGAGUAUACCGAAAUGGUCUCUCUGUUUGACACAACGCCUCGGUCGAGGGAUCCGCUGAACUUGGAAAGCGGCGAAGGAGAGGAGCUCCUUCCAGUCUACUCAAAAACAGAGACAAUUAAGCUAAUUUUAAACGUGAACAUCGAAUCUCCGGUUGUGUCUAUACCCCGCAAACCAGGCAGUGCUGAGCUGCUGGUCGGACACCUGGGACAAAUAUCGAUCCAAAGCUUUGUGGCAGGAGAAGACAAUUUGAGGAGUGACAAGCUUCAAGUGGAGAUCAGGGACAUUAAGAUGUAUUCUCUAAACAGCAGUCAUUUUGCGGGAAAGAAAGACACUUCUGCCGAAGCACCGCGUCCAUCACACCCUCCGUCGGGCAGCCAGGAAGAGUCCCAGUUCACUCGUCACGACUUCUUUGAAUCCGUGAAUAAAGGCCAUGCCUUCCACAUUUUAAAUAAUGCUACUAUCCAGUUCAAACUGGAGAAGAUUCCAGUAGAGAGUGAUGCAGAGCUGGCCUUCUCUGUGAACGAAGAUAUUGAAAUUUCAAGCCUUAUGCGAAUCGAGGGGAUGUUUGUCAACCCUCUCCAGGUGGUGUUGGCAAAACACGUGUAUGAGCAAGUUUUGCAGACCCUCGACCACUUGGUUUGCAAUGAAGAUUUGACUAAUCCCCCAUCCGGCGUCGCAUCCUCCCCAUAUCCCAGCUGCAGUUCCCCUUCAGCAUCUCUCCAUAGCACAGGCUCAGACUUCUCCAUUGACAGGAAGGACAACGGCCUUUUCGGCCAUUCCAGCUUUAGUCCUUCUAGCAGCAAAUUUGUGCCCGUCAAGGAAGCCGUGCAGUCGUUUACUCAGAUACGAGCCACUUUUCAUAUUUCUGAGCUCCAGGUUCAGCUGAGUGGGGAUCUCACGCUUGGCGCUCAGGGUCUGGUGAGCUUAAAAUUUCAGGAUUUUGAAGUUGAGUUUGCUAAAGACCACCCUUGCACCUUAUCUGUCCAGAUCGCCCUAGGCUCUCUGUUGAUGGAGGACCUUUUGGAGAAGAAUCCAGACUCCUUGUAUAAGAACCUCAUGGUCUCACGUGGAGCACCCAAACCAUCCAGCUUAGCACACAAAGAGUACCUUUCCCAGUCUUGCCCGUCAGUGUCCAAUGUGGAAUAUCCAGACAUGCCCCGAUCCCUCCCUUCUCACAUGGAGGAAGCGCCAAAUGUCUUUCAGUUGUAUCAACGGCCCACUUGCAGCUCCCACAAAAAGCACAAAGACGACACAGACUCGGAGUACCCUCUCACGCCACCUCCUUCUCCCACCUCAAACAAACCAAACAUGCUUUCUGGGAAGAGCAACUUCGAUGAUUCCUUGGUGCACAUCAACAUGUUGCUGGUGGACAAGAAGCACCCGGGGUUUUCUUCUUGCUAUGACAAGAUCAACCGCAGCGUCGAUGUGGACUUCAACUGCUUGGAUGUGUUAGUCACGCUGCAAACCUGGGUGGUGAUACUGGACUUCUUUGGGAUCGGCUCCACAGCCGAGAAUCACAGUUUGAGGCCUUCUGCUGAAGGAGCACAGCACACGUUGAAGUCAGAACCGUGCCUCUUGCCAACCUCCGAAGCUCAGGAUUCUGUAAACACAAAGGUGGACCUGAAGGUCCAUUCCCUGUCCCUAGUUCUAAAUAAAUCAACCAAUGAACUGGCCAAAGCAAACGUUUCCAAACUUGUCACUCAUGUGGAAAUGAUCGAAGGAGACACGGCCCUUCAAGGGAGCAUCGGCAGCUUGUCCCUCAGCGACCUCACCUCCCACGGAGAGCUGUACCGAGAACGAUUCACGACCCGUGGUGAAGAGGCGCUCAUAUUCCAAGUGUACAAGCAUGGCCGGCCCGACCCGCUGCUGCAGAGGGAGUGCGACGUGCGCGUCAGCCUGCGGAUGGCGUCGGUGCAGUACGUGCACACGCAGCGCUUCCAGGCGGAGGUGGUGUCCUUCAUCCAGCAUUUCACUCAGCUGCAGGAUGUCCUGGGGCGUCAGAGAGCCGCGAUCGAGGGGCAGAUGGUGAGAAAUCAGGCCCAGCGAGCUGCCCGCGUUCUCUUGGACAUAGAAGCUGGUGCCCCCGUCCUGCUCAUUCCUGAAAGCUCCAGGUCCAACCAUCUUAUCGUCGCCAAUCUUGGGAAACUGAAAGUCAAGAACAAGUUCCUGUUCGCAGGGACCGCUGGUACCUUCUCCCUAAAAGACAAGGAUUCAAUUUUACAAGGCAAUACAUCCCAGCUUCCUCUGCUGUGUGAGAAUUCUGUUCCGUUUUCUUCACCUUCGGGAACCCCAAAACAUGGCUUAAAGAAAACGUCGAGCGCUAAUGAGUCCAAGGUGGCACUGAAUUCCUCCAAUGGGUCGUGCGUGAAAUCGUCCUCUUCCGGACCGAGUCUCAAUAGAAUGAAAAGCGAACCCGCAGUGAGUUCUGGGGCUAAAACACCCAAAUCACCCGUUUUGCCAGCUCCACCGAGUCCAGAGGAGCAGGUCUGCCUGUUGGAUUGCAUUGUGGUUGAUCUGCAGGACAUGGAUAUUUUUGCCGCUGAAAGAUAUUCGAGAGAAUAUUCAAAGGCAACGGAAGACAGCGGCGCCGAUCUGAGCUUCCCAUCCUUUAUCGUCAGGCAGACAGGAGCAAGUCUCUUAACGGAACCCUUCAGGCUGAAGCUGCAAGUGGAGAGAAACUUGGACAAGGAGAUAAGCCAUGCAGUCCCUGAUAUAUCGAUUCACGGCAUCGUGUCAUCAGUUCAUUGCUCUCUGGAUCUGAGUAAAUAUAAACUGAUCCGGGGGCUCCUGGAGAAUAAUUUGGGGGAACCAAUAGAAGAGUUCCUGCGGCCGUAUGACUUACAGGAUCCAAGAAUACACACUGUGUUGAGUGGAGAAGUGUACACCUGCAUGUCGUUCCUUAUCGACAUGGUCAAUGUCAGCCUGGAGCUCACCGACCCUCCGGGGAAGCCUGGUUCGUUGGCCAGGUUCGACUUCAAGAAGUCCAAGUUGCUCUUCGAGAGCUUUUCAAACCAGACCAAAGCCAUCAACUUGGUUUCGCAUUCUAUGCUGGCGUUUGACACGCGAUACACCAGCCAGAAAGCCUCUGCGGGGAAGCAAAACGUGUUCAGCUGCAUCUUCCAGUCAUCCAGGCACACUGGCUCCCAAGGGGCGAUACAGAUUGAACUGCAUUACAGGUCCACCAAGGACUCCUCCUCCUUCACCGUGGUUCUGAACAGCCUCCGCGUGUUCCUCAUCUUCGACUGGCUGGUGCUGCUCCACCACUUCCUCCAGACGCCGAGCGACACGAAGAAGCCCUCCAACCCCACCCCCGCCCGCCAGCGCAAUCACAGCAGUGAAGCGGCCGUCGUCCCCAAAGCGGUCAAGUCCGGGAUCGUGACCAAGCGUUCUGCUCUGCAGAUCCCUGCGGAAAAGCAGUUGGAAGUCAAGAUCAACGUGACAGAAACAGAAUUUGUGGUGGUGGAAGACAUGUCCUGCUUGGAUACCAGUGCGAUUAUCCUGAAGGGCACCACCGUUCUCACCUACAGACCCCAGAAGAUGGACCACCCAUUCUCGAGCUAUUUGUCUGACAUUGAGGUGUUCUCCUGUCGGCUGGGAAAUGAGCAGGAAACGGCGCUCUCCAUUGUCGAUCCUGCACAUAUUCAAAUUGAGCUUGUCGGGAAUCAUUCGUAUCCAAGUGGCUCCGGAUUGUUGGACGCUUUCAACAGUGAAGAUUUCCCACCUUUUCUAGAGAUUCAUCUGCAGACAUUAGACAUUAGACUGUCCUAUAACGACAUUCAGUUGUUCCUGGCUAUAGCAAAGUCCAUCCCAGGUCAGACUGGCAAUGUUAUUUCGGACUCUAAUGCUUCAGAUGCCGGCGUCUCCACCUCCGUGGCUUCUUCUGGUCCAUCCUGUGUGAACGAACCACCAGAACUGACGUCAGAAACCGCGGAAACCUCUAAGCACACUUUGGACCCUGUUCUCGAGUUGCAGCUGGCCCGACUGCAGGAACUGGGGUUUAGCCUGCAAGACUGCCGCAAAGCCCUGCUGGAUUGCCAAGGUCAGCUGAAGACGGCAGCAAGCUGGUUGUUCAAGAAUGCAGAACCUUUGAAGCGUGCGCCUUUAGAGCCAAGCAGUCGGGACAGCCAAGGCUCCAUGACCCUGCGUUUUAUUUCCGGACUAGACAUUAAAGCAGACAGCGUCUGCAUCUGCUUUAUUGAUGACUGCAUGGAUUGUGACAUCCCUUUAGCUGAACUAACAUUUUCACGCUUAAAUUUUCUCCAGCACCUCAGAGCCAGUCCUGAAGGCAAUGCUGAUUUUACACUCUCGGGAGAUUAUUAUAAUCGUGAACUUUCAGGCUGGGAGCCAUUCAUUGAGCCCUGGCCAUGCUCCGUGUCCUGGCAAAAGCAGCCAGCCAGCCGCCUACACCCUUCUCGGCUGAAGGUAGAAAUGAAAGCACGGCGUCGCCUGGAUAUUAAUAUAACUUCUGUGCUGAUUGAGCAGUAUACCAGGACCAAGCAGUCCUGGAUGGCAGAUUACUGCAAGGAGGAGAAAGUGGAGGAAGUCGAAUCCGAGCAAUGGAUGGGCUCGUCGGUUGACCCUCUGACCUUUGGACAGGGCCUUCCUCUUGCCUACCUUAGAACUAGGAGUACAGCCAGUCUGGCUAACCUAGAGCACCAGAUGUAUGCGAGAGAAAUGAAGACCCCAAAGCGCCGACAGCCUUUUGUGCCUUUUGCUUUGCGGAAUCACACGGGUUGCACGCUGUGGUUUGCCACUUUAACAACAACCCCAACCCGCGCUGCGCUCUCCCACAGUGGGAGCCCCGGAGUCAUCCCAGAAGAAAACGGGACGUUUCUCGAUGGGGCCCAUAAAGUCAGUGAGUGGCACGAAGUCCUCACCGGUGAAGAGGUCCCGUUCGCAUUUGAAGCUAAAGGAAAGCUGAGGCACAGCCACACGCAUAAGCUAAGGAUUCACCAGCUGCAAGUGCGAGUGAGCGGCUGGGAGCCCGUCAGCCCCGUGUCGGUGGACAAAGUGGGGAUUUUUUUCCGGUACGCCGCUCCCGACAAGAGCACCUCCUCCUCUACUGUUGGCAGUCCGAUUAAUAGAACAAACAUCAUCCAUCCACACGUUUAUUUUUCUGCGUUGCCUCCCGUUCGCGUGGUAUUUGCAGUUACCAUGGAAGGCAGCGCUCGGAAGGUGGUAACUGUGCGCUCGGCCUUGAUUGUAAAGAACAAGCUGGAUAUCCCGAUGGAACUCAGGCUGGACAGCCCUUCGGCUCCUGACAAGCCUGUUGUGCUUCCCUCCGUGAUGCCGGGAGACUUCUUCCCCAUUCCCCUUCAUCUCACGUCCUGGCGACUGCAGGUCAGGCCCAAGGGGAUGGGGGUUUUUUUCUGCAAAUCUCCGAUCCAUUGGACGCACGUUCAGAAGACCUCGGAGGUCAGCAGCAGCAAACGAGAGUGCCACGCAACGGAGUCCGAAAACAGCCGAUUCUUCAGGUUCCGCGUCGCCAUAAAGAAAGAGAAUUAUCCAGAUUACAUGCCUUCCAGCAUCUUUUCCGACAGCGCCAAGCAGAUCUUCAGGCUGCCCGGACACACCAUUUAUCUUCUUCCCACCAUGGUCAUCUGUAACUUGCUCCCCUGUGAAGUCGAGUUUUGCAUCAAAGGGACGCCAAUCCGUGGGACUCUGAAACCCGGCAAAGAAGCCCUGCUGCACACGGCCGACACGUCGCAGAAUGUGGAACUCGGAGUCUCCCUGGAAAACUUCCCACACUGCAAGGAGCUUCUGAUCCCUCCUGGAACGCAAAACUAUGUUGUGCGGAUGCGACUGUAUGACGUCAAAAGGCGCCUCUUGAAUCUCACGAUAAGGAUUGUGUGUCGAGCUGAAGGAUCCUUAAAGAUUUUUAUUUCGGCACCAUAUUGGCUCAUCAACAAAACAGGGUUGCCGCUGAUCUUCAGGCAAGACAACGCCAAGACAGAUGCAGCGGGCCAGUUCGAUGAGCACGAGCUUGCCCGGAGCCUGAGUCCUCUCCUCUUCUGUUACGCGGACAAAGAACAGCCACACCUUUGCACCAUGAGGAUUGGGCGAGGAAUUCACCCCGAAGGCACUCCUGGCUGGUGCCAGGGCUUCUCGCUGGACGGAGGGAAUGGGGUCAGAGCCCUCAAAGUGAUCCAGCAAGGAAACAGACCUGGCCUUAUAUAUAAUAUUGGUAUUGAUGUCAAGACAGGCAGAGGUCGCUACAUCGACACCUGUAUAGUAAUAUUUGCGCCUCGCUACCUGUUAGAUAAUAAAUCCAUGCACAAGCUUGCCUUUGCACAGCGGAAGUUUGCCAGAGGACAGGGAACCUCCAACCCAGAGGGGUACAUCUCCACCCUCCCCGGCUCGAGCGUUGUCUUCCACUGGCCGCGCAACGACUGUGACCAGUUACUGUGCGUUCGCUUAAUGGAUGUUCCCAACUGCAUUUGGUCUGGAGGCUUUGAACUCAACAAAAUCAGCUCCUUUCAUAUCAAUAUGAGGGACACCUUUGGGAAAUGCUACUUCUUGCGAGUCGAGAUCACUCUCAAGGGAGCCACAUUCCGUGUCUCAUUCAGCAAUACCGAUCAGUUGCCACCGACGUUCCGCAUAGACAACUUCUCCAAGGUCCCGGUUGUGUUCACGCAGCAUGGCGUUACGGAACCACGGCUCAGCACCGAAGUCAAGGCGGGGACUUCUUUAGAUUACGCCUGGGAUGAGCCCACGCUGGGGCCCUUCAUAACGCUGACAGUGAAAGGGGCUGGCUCCUCCGAAGUUACUUGCAGCAUGAAUAACUUCCAGGAGAGCAAGCAGCUCUACUACGAGAACUUCAUUUAUAUCGCGGCGACGUACACUUUCUCGGGCCUUCAGGAAGACACUGGAAGACCCGUGGCUUCAACUAAGGAGGUCGAUUGUGCGGAGCUUGUCCUGGAUGUUUGUUUGAAGACACAGAGAGUCAUAUUAAAGAAAAAGGAGCCCGGGAAGCGUUCUCAGCUGUGGCGAAUGACUGGCACAGGCAUGCUUUGCCACGAAGGCUCCGCAGUCCCUCGCCACCCGAAUAAGUCCUCCCCUCCUUGGGCCACAGAAUCCUCCAUGAUCCUGGACAUUGCCGGCCUUGCUGCAGUCACAGAUAACAGGUAUGAGCCACUGAUGCUGAGAAAGCCAGACAGACGACGUAGCACCACACAGACCUGGAGUUUCCGGGAUGGGAAGCUCGUCUGCGGCAUGCAUGGACUGGUGGUACAGGCAAAGGGAGGCGUGAAAGGACUGCAGGACGGAGCUGAGGUUGUUCUUGGCCCUGAUACGGCCUUGCUGGGCCCCGUUCCGCCAGAACAGCAGUUCAUCAAUCAGAAGAUGCGGCCUGGCUCUGGAAUCUUGGCAGUCCGGGUCAUUCCAGAUGGGCCAACAAGGGUCCUGCAGAUAACAGACUUCAACCAACGCAGAAACGACCGUUUCUCCUACGAAGGGGAUGAGUUGGAACAAGACCUGCGGAAGCUGAGGAAUCCUGACACAGAGGAAGAGCUGGAAGUCCAGUUGAAAUUAGAAGGUGGCGUAGGUUUGUCGUUAGUGAACAAAGCCCCGGAAGAGCUGAUAUUUGCAAGUUUUACUGGCAUUCACCUCCAUUUCACACAGCUGUCCACAAGUCAGAUGCUUGAACUUAGCGUACAGGAUGUUCAGGUGGACAACCAGCUCCUUCGCACCACACAGCCUUUCGUGCUCUUUGUGACGCCCGUAACAGCUGAAAAUGAAAUCGCGGAGACGGCUCCCGCCCUGCAGUUGAAUGCCGUGAAAUUCCCCAGUAAGAGCCCUUUAACUGAUAUAUACAAGCAUCUGAUGAUCACAGCUAGCAAGUUCACGGUCCAAAUUGAGGAGAAGCUGUUCUUUCAACUACUGAGUUUCUUUGGCUAUGAUCUGUCCGAAUCAGAGGUUGAAAACUACAGUGAAAAUCUUCAUGAAGCACCCGUUGAUCAAGGUGGAGCCCAGAAGCGAUAUUACUUUGAAAACCUCAAAAUUAGCCUUCCGCAGAUAAAGCUGAGUGUCUUCACUUCCAGCAGCCUCCCUGUGGAGCUCAAGGCUCUGAAAAGCAGCCUGGGCUUCCCUCUGAUAAGGUUUGAAGAUGCCGUGAUCAACCUGGAUCCCUUCACCAGAGUCCACCCUUACGAGACGAAAGAGUUCAUCAUCUGUGACAUCCUGAAGCACUUUCAAGAGGAGCUGAUCGGCCAAGCGGCGAAAAUCCUGAGCUCGGUGGACUUCCUCGGCAAUCCAAUGGGCCUGCUCAAUGAUGUUUCAGAAGGUGUCACCGGGCUGAUAAAAUACGGAAAUAUCGGCGGCCUUAUCCGGAACGUUACUCAUGGCGUGUCCAACUCCGCUGCAAAGUUUACUGGGACUUUAUCCGAUGGUUUGGGAAAGACAAUGGACAAUCGGCACCAGACAGAAAGGGAGUACAUCCGCUACCACGCCGCAACUAGUGGAGAGCAUCUUGUGGCUGGCAUCCAAGGACUGACGCAUGGGAUCAUCGGUGGAUUAACAAGUGUAAUAACCUCAACGAUAGAAGGUGUGAAAACCGAAGGGGGAGUCAGCGGUUUUAUAUCCGGCUUUGGGAAAGGACUGGUUGGAACAGUAACCAAACCGGUGGCCGGUGCCCUGGAUUUUGCCUCCGAAACAGCCCAAGCAGUGAGACAGAAGGCAACGGUGACAAGCCCCAGGACGCCCGAGAGGGUGAGGAGGCCGCGGUGCUGCGCAGGCCCCCAGGGGCUUCUGCCUCGCUACUCCGAGACCCAGGCCGAAGGGCAGGAGCUGAUGUUCAAGCUGACGGACAGCAUUCAGGACGAAUUCUUCAUCGCAGUGGAGAACAUAGAGAGCUUCUGCGUCAUCAUCUCGUCCAAAGCCGUUUAUUUCCUGAAGAGUGCGGAGUACAUGGACCGGGAGGCCAUCUUCCUGGAGGUGAAAUACGAAGACCUCUACCAUUGCCUUAUCUCAAAAGACCACGGGAAGGUCUACGUGCAGCUGACCAAGAAGGCCGUGAAUUCAAGCAGUGGCGUGUCCAUGCCGGGCCCGUCCCAUCAGAAGCCCAUGGUCCACGUGACGGCUGAAGAGCCCGCAGUGAAACUCUGCCAAGAGAUCAACUAUGCAAAGAGCCUUUUCUAUGAGCAGCAGCUCAUGCUGCGAUCCAGCGAACACCAGGAGCAAGCCGAGAUGGACUCCUGACCCGGAUGGAACGGCGAAGGGGGGUGCCGCCUCUCUGCUCCCGAAAACCAGAAAACAAGGCAGAGCCUUCACCUGGAAGUGUCUCCCCCGAGCUAGUAAGCCAAGGACUCGGCAACGGAAGAUCUUGGCCGUGUGGAGCACGUCGGGCCCCGAGAUCAAAGACACAUUUGCCCUACGUUUAGUGAUAGAAAAAGCCCUGUAUUUUCUUACUGUCUGCGUUCUGUGUGCAGUAUAUGCAUAUAACGCAACCUGUUGCAACACACACAUGCAAUAUGUGUUAUAUUAUGUACAACUGUGUUUGUGUAAAUAAGAAAGUAUGAAGGGUGAAGUGCGGGUGUACAAAGCUUUAUUUCCUGUAAAGAAAUUAAAGGAGAGGUUCUAUUAA
This is a messenger RNA of Varanus komodoensis (Komodo dragon), 13899 nucleotides long. RefSeq names its product vacuolar protein sorting 13 homolog D (gene VPS13D). The record is from RefSeq and is a predicted model, not a curated record. Gene Ontology annotation, cellular component: extrinsic component of membrane. Gene Ontology annotation, biological process: protein retention in Golgi apparatus; mitochondrion organization; protein targeting to vacuole. Bases 330 to 13514 code for a protein of 4394 amino acids. The transcript has 72 exons. Gene Ontology annotation, molecular function: protein binding. NCBI's taxonomy places the organism in Eukaryota, Metazoa, Chordata, Lepidosauria, Squamata, Varanidae.